GCAAUUUUUUACAGUUCAGGAGAGAGAGAGAGAGAGAGAGAGAGAGAGAGAGAGAAUGGCAGCAGCUCCCGGAAAAUGCUUCCUCGUUACGGGAUCUCCGGGCGUUGGUAAAACUACUCUCAUAAUCAAAGUAUUGGAAUGCCUCAAAACUUCUCACCCCAACUUGAAGGUUCAGGGUUUCUACACUCGUGAGAUUAGGGAAGGCAGUGAGAGGGUUGGAUUUGAAGUGGUUACCUUAGAUGGUCGAAGAGGGCCCCUUGCUUCCACCACCAAUUCAAGCCCAGAGUCUUUUAGAUGGCCAACAGUGGGGAAUUACAAAGUGGAUUUAGCUUCUUUUGAGUCAUUGGCUUUGCCCGAGUUGCAGGUCAAGGAAGAUACUGAUCUCUUCGUCAUUGAUGAAGUUGGUAAGAUGGAGCUUUACAGUUCUUCGUUCUUCCCUGCAGUUCUAAAGGUUCUGGAAUCUAACAUCCCAAUCUUAGCUUCUAUCCCCGUUCCAAAAGCCGGUCGGGAUGUACCUGACGUUGCAAGGUUGAGAAAUCAUCCGGGGGCUACCGUUUUCACACUGAACACUGGCAACCGGGAUGCGGUCAAAGAACGUGUUUAUUCCUUACUAGUGGAACUGCUUCAAAAGCAUUAGAUGAUGUGCAUAUAUGAUAACGUAUGCUUUCACUUCUUGCAAAAUGGCCCUCUUGCUAUGCGCGCCGAGGAACCAACAUUACGAAUCUGAAUUUUGCUGUCUGUCGACAAUGUCCUUCAUCACCAGGUCCACAAAGAGGUUAUUGUAAUUGAAAAGAAACUGCUACAAUUUGCUGUUCUUAAUAAAAGCACGGACGUGGUUAGGCA
Molecule: messenger RNA, 843 nt
Organism: Rhododendron vialii
Lineage: Eukaryota; Viridiplantae; Streptophyta; Magnoliopsida; Ericales; Ericaceae
Exons: 6
Coding region: 56-637 (193 amino acids)
Molecular function (GO): ribonucleoside triphosphate phosphatase activity
Source: RefSeq, a predicted model, not a curated record